UUCUUCUUACUCCGUUGUAGUAACAAUUCGUUUAUUCGGAUUUCUAAGCUCUUUCAUGUACUGAUUUGAAUCAUCUCCGCCAAUAUCUGUUUUUCGGAUGAUAUAAUUAUCAUUUGAUACGGAGGAACAAUUAAUAUAGGAACAAACUUCUGUAAUUCAGGUUAAAGCAUCAGUUUACUGUAGAAGCUGACAACUAAGUUUCUGCAACAUGUCAACUGGACUUGGGCUUGAGUCUCUUGUUGAUCAAACUAUCUCAGUUAUUACAAAUGAUGGACGGAAUAUUGUGGGAGUUCUGAGAGGAUUCGACCAGGCUACAAACUUGAUUCUUGACGAAUCUCAUGAAAGAGUUUAUUCAACAAAGGAAGGUGUACAACAACUUGUGUUAGGUCUUUAUAUCAUAAGGGGCGACAACAUAAGCGUCGUUGGGGAAUUAGAUGAAGAUCUGGAUAGUAACUUGGAUAUGUCAAAACUGAGAGCACAUCCUCUAAAGCCCGUCGUUCACUGACCUGCAACUUGGUGUGAGCUUGUAAUCCUGAUAAAGGAUGGAUGGGUCAAACAUGUCAAACAUCAGUUUAGUUGAAAGACUUUGGUACAACUAUCAAAUGAAAACUUCAGACAUGUUCUGUAGCUAAGAACACGAACUGUUUUAGUUCGUUGGUCGUCAUUAUAUGUCUUAUAAGUUUCCCUAUCUGAUAUUAGCUUGCGGAAGAUUUUGAACCCGAGUGCAUGAAACAUCAGUUUAGUUGUACAACUAUCAAAUUAGGCAUGUUCUGUGUCUAAGAGCACAAACUGUAUUAAUUU
Molecule: messenger RNA, 801 nt
Organism: Solanum dulcamara
Lineage: Eukaryota; Viridiplantae; Streptophyta; Magnoliopsida; Solanales; Solanaceae
Product: sm-like protein LSM8
Exons: 6
Coding region: 209-505 (98 amino acids)
Biological process (GO): mRNA splicing, via spliceosome
Cellular component (GO): U4/U6 x U5 tri-snRNP complex; U6 snRNP; precatalytic spliceosome
Molecular function (GO): RNA binding
Source: RefSeq, a predicted model, not a curated record